CAGCUCUGUUAGCUGCUUAAAAUACUGCAGCUGGGAAGGCUCGGGGACUGGGAGGGCAAUCAGCUGGUAGCGGCGGCAGUAAGGCACCUUGUGAUACAGCUGUUUGUUUUGCUCCCUGUCGUUUUUACCGCUUGCAAUAACGGUGCACAGGAUGGGCGAAGCGAACUCCGUUUAAGGGGCGUUUUGAUUUUCUGCGCAGCUUGAUCCGCAUCUGUUUGCGCGGGGGGGGGGGUGUUUCAUGAAACCGGCGGUAGUAGUCCUGGAAAUUUGCACUAAUUAUCUAAUUAUCUCUUCUGCUCUAGUCCUCAUGGAAUCUCCCACUGAGUCUCGCUGGCAAUUAAUGCGAUUAAACCAAAUUAAGCGAACAUUUGAUUACAUUUUGGCACCUGCACUUUUUUUUACUUUUUUUUUACGGUGAUGGAAACCUAUCUCCUGCCUUGUCAUUCUUUCAAAGCACUUUCAGUACUGGGAAUUUACACUAACAAUAAUAAGCUUGUAUGCUGUCUCACCUCAGGACCCUGGGCAGCUCAGAACAAUCCAAGAAAUUACAAUAAAAUCUAUCAAUAAAAAGUCAAAUGCUAAUUAUUUUCUCUGAAAAAAAAAAGAAUUCAUUGUUUUAUAUGAGGCAAAUAUAAAAAUACAUUUUAUCUUUUAUAGAAUGUUAUCAUUAGCUUUUGGAUUUUUUUAAAAAAAUCCUGAUUUUGCUCAUUUUAAUGGUGAUUUAAUGGUGAUUCCUUUUAAGCCACAGAGUCCUAGUGGGUUGAAUAUAUACAGUAUAUAUUUACCUUUGCAUGUUCUCAUUCCAAAGGACAUUCUAGUUGAUAACCAGUAUAUCCAAAGUUAUUCAUCUGCUAACAAAUGUUUUCUACUGUUUUAUUAAGACGAGUUGAUAAUUCUUCCAUUAGCUUAUUGCAGGGAUGAAAAAACUUGAGGUGAUGUUCAUAUUAGGAGUUAUAAGAGCAUGCUGUCAGGAUUUUCGUAAAGAGUCACAAAUGAGAGGACACAUUCAGGAUUGUUCCUCAUCCCAUCUCUAUACUACCAUCUUAUGUCUGAUAGUUUGUAAUUCUCAAUUGGGCGAAAUAUUGCAACGUAGACCAACAUUCUUUCAAUCAAUGUACCUCAGAUGAGCUAAUUUACAGAAUUUGUCCAAAAUCUGGGAGCUAUGAUUCCCAUGGGACUGAAAUUUGGCAAAGUUGUGACCACUUUAACACCACCACACCAUCCAACUGCAUUUCCCUUUUGCAUUUCCCAAAAACCAGUGGCUGCAUGGUACAAGGGAAGAUGGAAGAUGUUUCCCUACCUUCCAUUCUAUUUUCCUCUGACCCCUGUGUUUAACUGGCUGGUAGCAAGGUGAUGGCUAGGAUUAUGCUUGAAGGGGAAAUGGCAAGUUUAAGAGAAAUUCAGAAAACCAAUACUAUACGGGUUCCUCAGCCAAUUAAAGUGAUGGAUCUUCCUGGAGGUGGAGCUGCAAUUGCUAUGGAGUACAUAAAAAUGAAAAGCCUCAACAAAUAUUCCGCAAAACUUGGAGAACAAAUGGCAGAUCUUCACCUUUACAAUAAAGAAAAUGGAGAAAAGCUAAGGCAAAAAGAACAAACAAUUGGAGUAGGCCAGACAGAACCUAAUUAUGUGGAUAAAUUUGGAUUUCAUCAGGUCACCUGCUAUGGCAAUAUAACUCAGGUCAAUGAGUGGCAAAAUGACUGGCCUACUUUUUUUAUUCGACACCGCCUCCAAGCCCAAAUGGAUUUAAUAGAAAGAGAUUAUGGAGACAGAAAAGCAAGAGAGUUGUGGGAACAGCUAAAGCCAAAGAUUCCAGAAAUGUUUCAUGACUUGGAAAUAAUCCCUGCACUUGUUCAUGGUGACCUGUGGUCAGGAAAUGUAGCUGAAGAUGACUAUGGACCAAUUGUCUUUGACCCGUCUUGUUUCUAUGGCCAUUCAGAAUUUGAACUUGGAAUUGCUAUGAUGUUUGGUGGAUUUAGUAGUUCUUUCUUCUCUGCAUAUCACAGCAAAAUCCCUAAGGCUCCGGGUUUUGAGAAACGUAAUGCCCUUUAUAAGUUAUUUAAUUAUAUAAAUCACUGGAACCAUUUUGGUACACAAUAUCGGAGACCUUCUCUUACUGUAAUGCAAAGCCUUUUAAAAUAAUUGUCAUGCACAAUCAUUCUUAGUAAGUGAUUCCCUGUUUGGUACCUGCUGCUUCAAAUAUAAUGCAUCGGAAUGGUUACCUAGAAGACAGAGUUAAAUUGAUGUGGUAUGCAUCUGCUUCCUCACAAAACCUUGCAAUGGGCUUGUAAUAAUUGCACACUAUGAUUAUCAAAUAGUACACAGCUAAUUAUUUCAAAAACAGUUUAUUCUCAUGUUUCCUUAAAAGAACCUGCCCCAGUAAUAAUUCUCAUAUAUUCAAAAUACUAUUUUCAUUUUCUCCUCCACCUACAUCUAAGCCAGCUUAAAGUUGUCUGCAGGUGUUCUAGUUUAAAAAUUUUUUUUUUCUGCAGGUGUUUUAAAAUAAUGUUUUCUCUAUUUUCUCAACAAGACUUUUCCCAUAAAUAUAUGGCAUAUUUCAUUACAAUAGCUGAUGGGGUGGUUGUGGGUGUUUCCUCUCACCAAUAUUAUGACAAUAUGCUUUUCUGGUGGUUUAGGGACUGAUGGAUAACAUUUUAAUACAGUCAUCUAUCUUUGCCUUGAAUUAAACAAAUGUGGGCUUGGAAUUCAGGAUAUUACAUAUAUCUGAGUAUGCCAGAUUGGAAAUGGCUACAAUAUACCACAUAUGUACUAAUUAUGCCAUUCCCUUUUAGGAAAUCUUAUUGAUUACCUUGUGCCAGCAUGUCAAAAACAAUGUAUUAGCUGUUAGGACUUACGGAUAGUCAACUGGAAAAGACUUGUGGAAGCUCAUUUUCGUGCAUAGUAACUGCAGUGAGAUAAGUAUAUGUAUGAAGAUGGAAAGAAGCUAAAAUAUCCACGAAAGAGGAGUGGUUAGUGAAGAUGAUGAAUCUACAGAAAUGGCAAAACUUACUUGUUUGAUCAGGGAGAAGACAAGUACAAUUAUGAGUGACUUUAUGUACUUUUUGCUGAAAACUGGAAAACAAUGAAGUGGUGAUUUAUGGAGUUGAUGAUUAGAAAGGGAAGAUAUGGGAAGAAAGGAAUUAUGCUAUAACCUUGAAGGAGGAGGAUAGAAGGUAAAUAUUUUGUAACUGCUGUAAAGAUUGGAACUGAUCUUUUAUAUAUAUAUAUUCUUUUUUCCUACUUUUCUUUCUUCUACCUUUUUUUAAUUCAGUCACUUGCCCUGCUCCCUUUUUUUAGUUCUUUUUAUUUUGUUUACAUUUAUGUUUGCUUUUACCAUUGUAUAAAAUACUAAAUUUUAUACAAUAAAUUUAAUAAAGUCACAAACAUACACAAUACUUUUAAUUUUUAAUUUUUAUUCUUACUGACUCAGAAAAGAAAUCAUGGAUAAUGAAGUUUCACACUUCAUAUCUUUCCAUUUUCUCUCUGUAUAAGAAGAAUUACAUUAAAAUGUUGAAAAAUAGAGAAUAUUAGUCACUGAUUUCAAUACCACUUCAGGAUUCAUUUGACUGCUAUGCUGCAUUUAUAUACUGUAUUUCAUUUGAAAAAUUACUCUAAGGUCUCCUUUCCUUUAGAAAAUAAAUUGCAUUGUUAUUUUAUAACAAUAGAUUUUUGCAGUUUAGAAUUUCUAGCAUUUCUAAAAUACCUUUACAAAAUAGGAUGUUGAAAAUAAUUAACAACCUUUGAAAUGUAUAUUAGACAUGCCUAUAUCGUAAAUGAAAUACAAAUAAUUUUAGAGAAAAUUACUUUAUAAUAGUUGAUGGUCUCA
Molecule: messenger RNA, 3823 nt
Organism: Ahaetulla prasina
Lineage: Eukaryota; Metazoa; Chordata; Lepidosauria; Squamata; Colubridae
Gene: FN3K
Product: fructosamine 3 kinase
Exons: 6
Coding region: 1354-2139 (261 amino acids)
Biological process (GO): fructosamine metabolic process
Source: RefSeq, a predicted model, not a curated record